Messenger RNA from Scedosporium apiospermum, 456 nucleotides. Its product is annotated as DNA-directed RNA polymerases I, II, and III subunit RPABC3. Lineage: Eukaryota; Fungi; Ascomycota; Sordariomycetes; Microascales; Microascaceae. Gene Ontology annotation, molecular function: DNA-directed RNA polymerase activity. Gene Ontology annotation, biological process: DNA-templated transcription. Gene Ontology annotation, cellular component: RNA polymerase III complex; RNA polymerase II, core complex; RNA polymerase I complex. The coding region runs from base 1 to 456 and encodes 151 amino acids. The record is from RefSeq and is a predicted model, not a curated record. The transcript is spliced from 2 exons.
AUGAUGACGACAACAGGCGGGGACGCAACUCUCUUUGAAGAGUCAUUCACCAUCACCAACAUCGAUCAGUCGAAGUAUGACCGUGUUGCACGGAUCUAUGCGACCUCCACGGAUAAUCAGACUGUCAUCUCUCUCGACGUCAAUGUAGAGCUAUUUCCUUGUCAAGUUAGCGAAGGAAUCAACGUGGUACUCGCCACUUCCCUCGCCUUGGAUGGCUCCAAGGACGAUGAGAAGGGUUGGAGAGAUAACAAGAAGGGUGUUCACCCCGAAACAAGCCUCGCCGAGAUGUUUGACUACGUGUGCCAUGGCAAAAUCUACAAAUUUGAGGACGGCGAAGAUGGGCAGACAAUAAAGGCUUACGUCUCGUUCGGAGGCCUUCUCAUGUCUUUGGAGGGCCCUUACAAAAAACUAAGUCCCCUCAGAGUUGAGUAUGCGUACCUCCUAGUGAAAAAAUAA